Messenger RNA from Colletotrichum fioriniae, 1116 nucleotides. RefSeq lists its product as uncharacterized. The record is from RefSeq and is a predicted model, not a curated record. NCBI's taxonomy places the organism in Eukaryota, Fungi, Ascomycota, Sordariomycetes, Glomerellales, Glomerellaceae.
AUGCGAAGACUGCCUCUUGGUACACCCAUGGCGACACAGGCUGCUUGGUUCUCUACCUCCGGACGACGACUCGGUGUUUCCGCAAUGAAGCCAAGAUGGACAGAAGAAAGGCGUCGUCAAGAAAGAGAAAACAAGGAUUAUUGGGCAGAAGAACGUCACAGACAGCGCGAGGAGAAGUUGGAGAAGAUCAAACGGAGGCUUCGUGGCGAAGACUUGAAGGCCUCCCAGGCAGACGCUUCGAAACUCCCGUCAGCGCGACAAACCAAGCCGCCCCCACACCCGGUUAACUUCAAGAAGCUAUCGGAGGAACAUCGCUUCAAAAGAAUAUUCCUCGACCUGGACAUUGGGCUGGCCGCCUUGGACUACCGAACCGUUCAUCUCCCCGGCGAAUUGGACAAAUUGUUCGAGCAGUUGAAGAUACAAAUCUCUCCGCGGCAUGUCAUGAGAAAUUGGGACAGGGAGUAUUUUGUUGAGACGAUGAACGAGCAUCCCUACACGGUUCUUUACAGGCACAAGUACGAGCAGAUGAAGGAGACCACGCCGCUCUGGGUUUGGCUGUACGGUGUCACCCAGAACGGCGGCCCGGUCGUUGUGAAUACCGCCAGGAGGACCAUGAGGCGCGAGCUUCACGCAGCCCUGGAAGCCAGAGGCUACGAUCCCGAGGGGCGUCUUCUCAGGCCCAAGAGGAACCGCACGGGGAAGGGCACUUCCUUAGAGGGCAACUUGAUGGGCACGAUAGCCCUCACCGCCAGGCUCCCCGCGGACGUGGUGAAGAGGCUACCCCGGACCGAUCUACGGGCGGCGAUGGACGUGGCCGUGGACCGUCUUAUUGAACUCAAGGACGCGGAGCAGAACCCGGAGCGAUGGCAACGUGGGUACGACGAGAAACUGGAGGAGAGAGCACGCAAUCAGAUUGAGCGGGAAGACGAAGAGAAGCGUCAGGAGUUCCAGAAGGAGGAGGUGCGGCGGGAGGGAAGACAGAAACUGGAGGAAGAACGAUCGCGAAUCAAUGAGGAGGAGAAGCUCAGGUGGAAGGAGCGGAGGCUCAAGGCAACCGAGGAGAAGCGCCGGAUCGAAGCAGAAAGGCCCCUGAAUUCGGGCCAGCUCUGGGUAUGA